CGCGGAGGUCCACGGAGGCUCCCAUGAAGCCUCACCCCAAAUCCGUAGCCACUCUGGCCCAGGUCUUCAGCUUGUCAUUUGCCCUGCGUUGCCUCCAUGACUUCACCAGAAUUGUGCAACACGCUGCUAGCGACACCACCUACGGGAGCGCCACCUCUUUGGGAUGGAGGGUCUGGGCGCGCGCGCCUGCAGUGGUACUUGCCGCCACGGCGAUCAUAUUCGAGGCGAGAGCUUCGUGCAGACCACUGCGUGAACUUCUUCGGAGCUGCGCUGUCUUGGUUUAUGCUGCCCAUGCUCCUGUACGCGUCGCAUCAAAAGGGGGACCCGUGCUUGAAACAGACUGGGUUUUUAGUGCAAGGCUUUUGUUCCAUUGUCAUGUUUCAUUGCUCGGCAUUUUAUCACCACUUGUCUUGGCAGUGGGAUCGUGUACCAGUGCUGUUAACCUUGGACCAUUUCGGUGUAAAUGCGAUGAUCGUGGGCACGUUUACUCCUUGGAUGGUCAUAUUGCGUUGCUAUUAUGCGUGGUCGUUCGUUGUCACGCUAUCUUGCAUUGGGCUUGCCAUGGAAUGCGUAAAACUUCGCAGGCCAGAUUUGCAAUUGAGUGGCGGAGGAACUGGGAUAUGGAAGCGUUUCGAUUACGUCCAUGGGAUCCUUUACAUCUCGAUGGGGGCGACAGCAUUGCCUCUCGUAGCCUUGUACGCUACCUGCUUCCCACCAGAGGUGAUGCAGAGGGUUCUGAUUGCUCUGGCCACGUAUGCCGCAGGCGUUCUUUUUCUCGCCAGUGAAAAGUUGGAAUUUCACUUAGCAGUAUGGCACUCGUGUGUGCUGUGUGCUUCUGUUAUUUUCUGGGUACUGAGUGUGCAGAACAUUGCAGGACAACACCUGUCUUAGCCACUGCCAGACUGACGGUUACACCAGGGAUCGCAUAAGAUGUGGAUCGGACGUACGUUCUGAAGACAGUGUGCUGCCAGCGGGCGAGGUCGAUGGCUGAAGAAGUACUCUGCGCGUUCUGCUCCCCACGAUCUACCAUCUACUCUUCGCCUGAUGUUUACGUCUUCCC
Molecule: messenger RNA, 1060 nt
Organism: Prorocentrum cordatum
Lineage: Eukaryota; Dinophyceae; Prorocentrales; Prorocentraceae
Source: the annotation of a GenBank genome assembly